UUUUGUUUUGUUUUUACCACAAAUUCAUUCGAAUCAAUAGAAAAUAAACAAAAAUUUCUUAUUUGGUAAUGCUAAUUAGAUAAUAUGAAUGCAAAUAAUUUGAAAACAUCAUCAUCAUCAUCAUCCAUGAUGAAAGUGAAUGAUAAUAAUAAUAUAAUUGAAAAACAAUCAUCAAAAACAACUAAAUCAUCGAAUAUUGGAUGUUUAAAAUCAAUUCUAAUCAAUAAUAUUCAACCAUAUUAUCAUCGUAUUGAUCAUGCUUCAAAUCAGCCAACAAAAUUAGAUGAAACAGAUAAUAAUAAUAAUAAUAAUAAUAAUAAUAAUCAAAAUAAAAAAUGUAAUAUAUUUCAAUCAUUAUCAUCAUCAACAUCAUCAUGUCCAUUACGACAAAUGAAUAAAAAAUCCUGUUCGUUUGUAGAAAUGUUGGGACAAAUCAUAUCGAAUGUUUUCAAAUCGAUUGAUAAUAAUGAUAAUGAUGAUCAAACAAAAAUGAUAAAUAAUAAUAAUAAUAAUGGACAACAACAAUCGGAAAUAAUGAUGAUGCUGAAUGAACAAGAUGAAUUGAUAUUCAAACAAUAUCAAAUCUCGAAAGAAAAUGUAGAAAUUUUUCGAAAUUUUCGUUUAGAAUAUCAGGAAUUUUUUCCAGAAAAUGUUGAUGAUUCAAACGAAUCACUUACCGAUUAUGAACGUUUACGUUUAGAACAAUUAGAUAAUGCAUUGGAUCCGUUACGUUAUAGUAUUCGUAGUCGUCAUCAUUUAAAAAAUGAACAUUAUUGUAAUGAAGAUAUUCAUGGUUAUUAUCUAAAUCAAUGUCUUUUUCGUUCAUUCAAUGGUCGACCACAACAAUCGAAUGAAGAAUUGAAUGAAAAUCUUUAUACUGAUAUUGAAUUCACUAUCAAUAUGUUGAUUACAUUGGCCAAACAGAUCAAACCUUUUAAUGAACAAAGUUGUAAUGAUCAGAUUAGUUUAUUACAACAAAGUGUAAUGCCUAUAAUGACAUUACGAUCAUUAUUGUUACAGAAUCGUAAACCACCACCAUUACGGCCAUCAUCAUCAUCUUGUAGUUUGAAACGUCAAUGUUCAAUGUCCGAUUCGGAUGAUAAUUAUGUUGCAACCACCACCACCACCACUACUACAGCUACCAUCGAUGAUAAUACAAUAAUCAAACCAAAAACAAUAUUGAAACGAAUUUGUUUGGAUGCUGUUCGAUCGAAUGAAUCUCAAUCAUCAUCAUCGGUAAAUAUACGUCCAUCAUGUAUUAUGAAAUUGACAAGAACCGUUGAAAAUUCAACACUAUCGACUUGUAGUAAUAAUAAUAAUCAUAAUUCUGAAUUAUCAUAUCAUCCAAAUGAAAUAACAUUGGAACAUGAAAAACAUUUUCAAAUUCUUUAUCAAAAAUUAUUCCAUUCAAUUGAUGAUUAUUGGCUUAAAGAUAAAUAUAUUUUCUAUUUAUUAUUUGUAAUCGUAUUGUUUCAACCAUCUAAUCAUCAUCAUCAUUGUUCGACAAGUAAUGAUCUUGAAAAUGUUAAUCAAAUAAGAGAAGAACAUUAUCGUAACUUACAUCUAUUGCAACGUUAUCUACGAAAUCAAUUUGUUGGCCAACCAAAUGCCCGAUUUUUAGCACGUUCACAUUUUGUUCGUCUUUUUGAUCUCAUACAACAAGUCUAUUAUAUACAUCAUAAUGUUAUACAAAAACUUUGGAGUUAUAAUCUAAAAUAUGCUCAUAAUUUAUGGGAAAAAUUAUGUGCCCAUUGAUAUUUUUUUUUGACUGUUUUCUUUUAAUUUAUGUAUUUGUGUGUGUUAUGUGCCAAUAAAUUUUCGGUUGUUUUUUUUUAAAUUUUUAUUUUAAAAGUUUUCUUUUUCUAUUCAAACUUGGCGAUGAUUCUAUAUUUGCUAUUAUUGUCAUAAUUGUCAUGAAGAUUGUCGUGGAUAUUCAACUGAUUGAAAU
Molecule: messenger RNA, 1948 nt
Organism: Dermatophagoides pteronyssinus (European house dust mite)
Lineage: Eukaryota; Metazoa; Arthropoda; Arachnida; Sarcoptiformes; Pyroglyphidae
Source: RefSeq, a predicted model, not a curated record